This is a messenger RNA of Cryptococcus amylolentus CBS 6039, 902 nucleotides long. RefSeq lists its product as hypothetical. Bases 515 to 883 code for a protein of 122 amino acids. The transcript has 2 exons. NCBI's taxonomy places the organism in Eukaryota, Fungi, Basidiomycota, Tremellomycetes, Tremellales, Cryptococcaceae. The record is from RefSeq and is a predicted model, not a curated record.
CGACAAGGUUCUCCCACCACCACAUCAAUAACAUAUUCCUCGUUUUUCUCGCUUGUAUCUGCCAUAACCACAACCGGUGGAACCACUAUCCGUACGACUAUUUUCUGCCGAGAACGUUUGGGCGAAGGGAGUUGAAAUCUGUCUAUUGAACACUCGCCCUUGGUAAAGUUAUUUGCUGACAUUCUAUCGUGAGAUUUCUUAUGUACCCUUCAACUGAAAAUUCCGCUGAACAGUCAAUUGCAUCCGUCUGACUAAUGCAGUCGUCGGCACGCCGAUUAUUCGGGAAAGAGCGUCCCGAUUUGCCAUUCGGUGGUGGAACACGCUUUCUUUCAACGUCAAUGUCGAGGUUGCUCGAGUCCAUGAAGUGAGCCUUUGUUAUAAGCCAGAUUAGACACUUGUGCAUUCUCAAUCCCAGGUAUGCCAGCCAAUCUUAGGCGCGGAAGCAGCAGGGGGUGUGGUUAUAGCCUUCGUCAACUUCUGGCGAUACAAUUCGACAUCAAAGAGCAAGAGCCAAAUGUCCAGAAGAGCUAUUUCUAGGCGCCAAGAAGAAGGAGUGUGGACGAGAACGUUCAUCAAUCGUUGUCGUCGGCUCGGCCAUGUGGUGAUUAUAAAAAGUGUAAGGACGGUACCAGCCGAGGUACGAGUGCCACUCAUGCAAGUGCUUCGGACUCUGCAUUUAUAUCCUACUUCGCUGGUCAAUUUCGACCUUUUGGUCGAGAGCAGUCGGGGUAGAGGACGAACGUUGAGCCAUGAUGAACCCCACUCUGUUUCGGCCCACUGCGAAAGGAGUUUGGCUAAGGUAUCAAGGAUACGGUGCAUGAAAGGAACGCUACAUCAUAUUUUUAUGCAGGCUCUUCUCAUGCUACAUACCCCACCUUGGUAGUGUACCAACCAAGGAGUAG